Molecule: messenger RNA, 504 nt
Organism: Oikopleura dioica
Lineage: Eukaryota; Metazoa; Chordata; Appendicularia; Copelata; Oikopleuridae
Source: the annotation of a GenBank genome assembly
AUGGAAAUCAACAAUCAAAACGAGUUGGCCCCUUCUUAUGAUGACGUUCUGAAUGAAGAAUAUGAGGCCCAGCAGCGAGAAAAUGAAUUUGCAUUAUUUCAAAUCCCCGGCUUAAAACGAAAAAUGAAGAAAUUUGCAAGAAAAAGCGUCACAGUUCCAUGGCUCUACGACUACAGAGGAUAUAUUAUUGUCGGACGGUCUGAGAAUGGUACUGUCCAGUUGUUGCAGUUUUUGGAAGGACUGCAAAAUUCGCGCAUGAUGACAGCGACGAUCGGGUCAGAUGCCGACAUCGACAUUUCUGGGACGCCAGUUUUUGCAAUGGGAUCGCUGCCAGAUGCUCGACAAAUGAAUAUCGUCAGUGUUGACGACUUCAUUGCAAUCACCGACGAUAGGCUUUUCCAAACAAUGGAGCUUGAGAAUCAAGGAACUCAGCUUGCGAUUAAAAUGGACGACGACGGAGAACUUCAUUACCACAUGGUACGAAUCUACUCAAUUACUCUGUAA